Messenger RNA from Arachis stenosperma, 859 nucleotides. RefSeq lists its product as uncharacterized. The coding region runs from base 88 to 675 and encodes 195 amino acids. NCBI's taxonomy places the organism in Eukaryota, Viridiplantae, Streptophyta, Magnoliopsida, Fabales, Fabaceae. The record is from RefSeq and is a predicted model, not a curated record. The transcript is spliced from 3 exons.
UCCGAUUUCUUGAGAUAAGAUCAAAAGCUUAACUCAAGCGAUGUUGAAGUGGGACCAGACUCUUAAAUGUCUAACGUUUAAAGGAGAAUGCAAGUUAGCAGACACAUAAAAAAUUCACCCUUGUUUUCUCCAAAACAAUUCUUAUAUUUUUGGCUCUGUUUUCUCUCUGAGACUGUGACCAUCAAUUUGCCAUCAGCUUCACAGAGAGACGCCAUGGUUGCAGAGAAUGAUGAGAUGGCUAUUGGUAUUGGAUGGCCACUUGGGCUUGGCUUCUUCAAUAUGAGACUUAGAGUUGUGGAUUCUCUUCCAUCUGCUUAUUCAGUUGCACCAUACUCAUUGCACAUACCAUCCACCAGUUUCUCUUCAUUCUCAUCCUCUAAUCUAGAUACUGAGAGUUUCUUGUGUUGCAAGAAACAGUCGUCGGCUUCGUUCUUUCAAGACAAGAGUGUGUCUCUUGCUCAGCUAAUUGGAGCUACACAAGGAGAGAGAGAAAGCUUGUACUUGUCAAACUCAAUGAGGUUGGAAGAAGAGAGGCAGAAGAAACUGGCAAAGGGUUCUUACAAUGGCUCUGAAGAACAAAGUGUGGAGGAUAUGUGUAGAGGCAUUUGCAUUCCCAUAUUGCUUCAUACCCUUCAAAGAAUUAGCAAUAGGACUAAGAAGACUUCAAGGAACUAACACAUUACCAAAUAUAUCUACUUCUCUACCAUUUAAGACUACUACAAAUUUCUCAAUUCUGUAUUUCUGGUAUUUUCCCUAUUUUCUUAAUCAACAGUUCACUGAUGAUCUGAACCCAUUUCAUCACUAUUUUUUAGUUCAUACACCAUGGGAAAUAUAUAUAAUAAUAAAAUCGUCUACUUUU